This is a messenger RNA of Actinia tenebrosa (Australian red waratah sea anemone), 1777 nucleotides long. RefSeq lists its product as uncharacterized. The record is from RefSeq and is a predicted model, not a curated record. NCBI's taxonomy places the organism in Eukaryota, Metazoa, Cnidaria, Anthozoa, Actiniaria, Actiniidae.
CCUUCGAAGAAUCUAUCGAUUAUACGAGAAUAGACUCUGGUUCCUAAGUAGUAAUGUUAAAUAAGACUGUUUUUCUUCUCGUUCUAUGGAUUGGGUUUUCAAUAGAAGAUGCUGAUGGAGCUUGUGAUCUAAAAUUCAUAAAGAUUGGUUGCUUCAAAGAUGAUCAAAUCGAACCUCGUCCUCUUCCAGAGCUACUUUUCAAUGAUCGUGACGGAUCAAGUGGACAAGAGAUAGACUGGAAGAACUGGGACAAGUAUGUUGAUGACAUCACGUGUCGGUGCGCAAAGGCAGCAGCUAAAAAUAGAUUUGGAUAUUUUGCUUUACAGUUUUAUGGUGAAUGUUGGUCCGGUCAAGAUGCUGGUGCGUCCUUUCCCCGUGCAGGGAGAAGUUCUCACUGUGUUUCUAAAGGAUUUGAAAAAUGUGCAGAGAGAUCAAGGAAGAACUGUGUCGGGGAGAGCCUUUCUAACUUCGUGUAUAUGAUGUUGGCACAUGAAAGUCUUUGCCACGUCAAAUACGAGAAAGUUGGUUGCUAUAACAACAACCGCGCGUUUCCUAUUCUUUUGUUCACGGACAGCAACUCAAACUCGCCCAAAUACAGCAACGUGUCUCUCGACUUGUCACAUUGGAACUCGUACAUCAUGGAUCUGACAUGUAGAUGUGCUGCAAAAACCAAGGAGCACAACUACAAAUACUUCUCGCUGCAAAAUUUUGGCGGGGGGAAAUCAUCGCGACCACGAGCUCGUAUGAAGAAGAAACUAUGCUGUGGAGGAUUGGCAGGUAUCGAUAGUUCUCGAAAGAAUCUACCCGACUGGAUGAUCGCCAUUUUGAUAUUUCUCGGAGUGAUUGCUCUGUAUAUGAUGUACGCUCUAACGAGGUGGAUUUAUGUGAAAAGACUUCAAGGAACACUGUUCAGAUACCGAAAAGAGAUCGAUCGAAGCGAAACUAGUGAUGUUGUUUCACAUGUAUGAAUUCCAACCUGGGAAAGCACUGCACAAUCUCCAUUACUUUAUUCUCUCUCUUGCUGUCAGACAACUUUAUAUCAUGGGGAAAGAGCGAUAUUUCUUUUUAUGAAUCUUAUAUAUCAGUGAAUCAGCAAGAGAGUGAUCAAAUAUGAGGUAAGACCAAGCCAGCGAACAAUUAAUGAAUCAUCAACAGAAAAAUAUGAAGCCAAAAAAUGCUAGAAUUUAUAGAAAUUUGUUCGGAGUCAGUUAACAUCAUGUGCUACUAUAAUAACUAAAGCUUGGAAGAAUGGGAAAUGCUUUAAAAGGAAAUGUAACUUCACAGUGGAUACAUCUGAUGGCAUAAUCCAUGUAUAAGGUUUUUGUUUUGGAAGCGCCAUACGUCGUCGUCCUUCACAGCUGAUUACGCCAGCCAACAACUUAAAGGGUGUGUCUUCACUAAUUUAAUUCGGACCAAUAUUUCAACCAUGAAUUUCAUUUUCAAGAGAAUGACACGUGGCCUGAAAUAUGAAAACUACACGCCCAGCUAAAUUUUUUUCUGAACCGAUAGGACUUUUUGUUCACAGAGAAAAUAAUAGAACCUUUGUUGAAUGUUCGGCACGUCAUGUGAUAACCAAGCUCAUCCAAUCAAAAUGCUUGAGCACCUCACGUGAUAGCUCUGAUUAUCUAAUAAUGAUGACUAGGUCACGUGAUUCCUAACCAUCCAAUUAGAAUGAUGGGGUACACUGCCUCAUUUUCUAUAAUUACCUACAUUAUCGAACGCCAUUGAUUCUAAAUUUGUUUUGAAAUUUUGAAAAUAGGAUAUUUUUUUGUAGAUA